Messenger RNA from Sphenostylis stenocarpa, 1881 nucleotides. Lineage: Eukaryota; Viridiplantae; Streptophyta; Magnoliopsida; Fabales; Fabaceae. The record is from the annotation of a GenBank genome assembly.
AUGUCCGGCCCUCUCGACCGUUUCGCCAGACCCUGUUUCGAAGGCUUCUCCGGGAGCGACGAGAAGAAGGAGCGGAAAUCUGAUUUCGAGAACUCCGAGGACGAACGGAGGACCAGAAUUGGAUCUCUCAAGAAGAAGGCGUUGAAUGCGUCGUCGAAGUUUAAGCACUCACUGAAGAAGAAGAGCAGCAGGAGGAAGAGCGAUGGCCGUGUCAGCUCUGUUUCCAUUGAGGAUGUUCGGAAUUUCGAGGAGCAACAGGCCGUUGAUGCAUUUCGCCAAUCCCUGAUCAUCGAUGAAUUGCUCCCCGAGAAACACGAUGAUUACCAUGUCAUGUUAAGGUUCCUGAAAGCGAGGAAGUUUGACAUUGAAAGGGCAAAGCAUAUGUGGGCUGAUAUGCUACAGUGGAGGAAGGAGUUUGGUGCUGACACUAUUAUGGAGGAUUUUGAGUUCUUAGAAUUAAAUGAAGUUAUGAAGUAUUAUCCGCACGGCCAUCACGGUGUUGAUAGGGAGGGAAGGCCUGUUUACAUUGAGAGACUUGGGAAAGUAGAUCCGAACAAACUUAUGCAGGUUACGACCAUGGAUAGAUAUGUAAGAUACCAUGUACGGGAGUUUGAGAAAGCUUUCAAGAUAAAGUUUCCUGCUUGCACAAUUGCCGCCAAAAGGCACAUUGACUCAAGCACCACGAUAUUAGAUGUUCAAGGCGUGGGUCUUAAGAACUUUACAAAGUCUGCCCGGGAACUGAUUAUGCGUUUACAGAAGAUUGAUGGUGACAAUUACCCUGAGACUCUUUGCCAAAUGUUUAUCAUAAAUGCUGGCCCUGGAUUUAGGUUACUGUGGAACACAGUCAAGUCUUUCCUUGAUCCCAAAACAACUUCAAAGAUCCAUGUUCUUGGAAAUAAGUACCAAAGCAAAUUACUUGAAGUAAUCGAUGGCAGUGAGUUGCCAGAAUUUCUGGGAGGUACCUGUACAUGUGCAGAUCAGGGUGGUUGCCUCAGAUCUGACAAAGGUCCCUGGAAAAACCCUGAAAUUUUGAAGAUGAUUCUCAGUGGUGAAGCACGAAGAGCAAGGCCGGUGGUAAAAGUUCUUAACAGCGACGGGAAGGUUAUUGCAUAUGCCAGACCACAAUACCCAAUGGUAAAAGGUAGUGACACUUCCACAGCUGAAUCAGGAUCUGAAGCUGAAGAUAUUGCCUCUCCUAAAGCAAUGAAGAGCUACUCUCACCUGAGGUUGACACCUGUUCGCGAGGAAGCUAAGGUAGUUGGAAAGUCAAGCUAUGUUGGUGGUGGUAACUUGGCUGGGUACGAUGAAUAUGUUCCAAUGGUGGACAAAGCUGUUGAUGCUGGCUGGAAGAAGCAAGCAUCACUCCAGAGGGCUCAAACUUCAAAAGGAGCACCUUCCCUCCCUGAACCUCCAAAACCUCCAGAAGGAAUUAGAGCUCGGAUUGUGGUAGCUUUAACUGUUUUCUUGAUGAUGCUGUUUACUCUCUUCCGCACAGUCGCAACAUGUGUGACCAAGAGGCUUCCUGCCGCCUCAUCUAAUGAGGAUCAGUGCACUUUAGAGCCACCCGUUGAUGGAACAAAUGAAGUCAAUAGUACUCCAUCAUCAAAUCCAGAAGACACAGAGGCAAAUCUCCUUUCCUCAAUGAUGAAAAGAUUAGGUGAACUUGAAGAGAAGGUUGACACACUCCAAUCUAAGCCAUCUGAGAUGCCUUAUGAGAAAGUGGAAUUGCUAAAUGCUGCUGUUUGUCGGGUGGAUGCUUUGGAAGCAGAGCUAAUUGCAACUAAAAAGGCUCUGUAUGAAGCAUUAAUGAGGCAAGAAGAGCUGCUUGCUUACAUUGAUAGUCAAGAAAAACCUAAGUUGCGGAAGAAGUUUUGCUGGUGA